AUGUCGACGACGCAACGGGAAGAGGACAUCAAGAUGAUGCUGGCCGCGCAGGUCCACAUUGGGACGCGCAAUGCCGACUCGAAGAUGGCCGACUACAUCUGGCGUCGUCGCAACGAUGGCGUUCAUAUUAUUAACGUGGGCAAGACGUGGGAGAAGCUCAUGCUUGCGGCGCGCGUGAUCGUGGCCGUGGAGAACCCGGAGGACGUGAUUGCGAUCUCGGCCCGUCCGUACGGCCAGCGUGCAGUGCUCAAGUUUGCGCAGCACACGGGCUGCCAAGCUAUUGCCAGCCGCUUUACGCCUGGUACGUUUACCAAUCAGAUCACCAAGCAGUUCCGCGAGCCGCGUCUGCUCAUUAUCACGGACCCGCGCACCGACUCACAGGCCGUGCGUGAGUCGUCGUUUGUAAACGUGCCCGUGAUUGCGUUCUGUGACUCGGACUCGCCGUUGCAGUUUGUGGACGUGGCCAUCCCAGCCAACAACAAGGGCAAGCUCUCGAUCGGUUUGCUGUACUGGCUGCUUGCGCGUGAGGUGCUGCGUCUGCGUGGUACGAUCUCUCACUCUUUGCCGUGGGACGUGGUCGUUGACCUGUUCCUGUACCGCGACCCGGAGGAGCUCAAGAAGGCCGAAGAAGCGCAGGCUACUGCAGCUGAAGAGGCCCCAGCUCGCAUUGGAUGGGGUGAAGCUUCGCAGACUCCUGCUGAGCCGUCGAUGUACGCGGCGGAGCCUUCAGUGCCUGUUGCGGGUAUUCCUGAGGCGUCUCCGGCUGGCAACUCGGAGUGGUCUGGCGAAGCUGGUGCCGCAGCGAGUAGCUCUAACUGGGACGCUGUGGUCCCUCCUGCUGCGUCCAGCAGCUGGGAAUAG
Peronospora matthiolae is the source of this 861-nucleotide messenger RNA. The record is from the annotation of a GenBank genome assembly. Lineage: Eukaryota; Oomycota; Peronosporomycetes; Peronosporales; Peronosporaceae.